UUUACUCUGAAAGUCUACAUGAUAACAUAUACUGUAAUAAAAAAGGUUAUCGCUUAUUACAGUAUUUUUGCGAGACAGCUUGAAAUGAGUGCAUAAUAAACAGCAGUACACAUUAUUGUUUCUUGAAAUAAUAGGGGAUUCGUACAGUAUUUUUGUAAUCAUCCUUUUAUCGAUACUUAAUUUUUUUAAUAAAAUUGUGUAAUAUAGAUGAAGUAUAGUUUUACGAAGUGAGUUACAGUACCUGAAAUUAAAAAACCAUCGAGACAUUUUCUUCUAUAAAUAGAGAAAUAUUAUUAAAGGAUUUGAGAAAUGAAGGGAGAUUCAAACAUCCUAUCUGGUCCACCAUUUAUUUCAAAGGGAUUUCAUUUAUCUUUAGGACAGUAUCUUCAUGGCCGUAUACAAAAAUAUGGAUCAAAAACUGCACUGGUCAAUGCAGAUACUGGCGAAGAAGUAUCAUUUGAGAAAAUUAUAAACGAUAGUCGUAAAUUGUCAGUUUACUUACAAAAAUUAGGUCUAACAACAAACGACCGAAUUGCUAUAUGUAGCGAAAAUAAUUUCAAUUUUUGUACAGCAUCGUUUUCAAGUUUUCUGCUCGGAAUUACAUUGUGUCCUGCAAAUCCAUUAUAUACAGAAACAGAAUUUGUUCACAUAUUAUCGAUCUCAAAGCCAAAGUAUAUUUUUGUAUCACCUACAGUUGCAUCAAAAUUGCGAAAAAUUGCCAGUGAAUUGCCAUGGUCUCCAAAGCUGAUUUUGCUCUAUACCGAUGUUUCCCAAUCAGAAAUUCCUAAUGUUCCUGAUAUCAUAAACAAAGUUCCAGACUUUGAGUCAGACAACCUACAACUUCCUCGAGUUGACAUUGAAAAUCACGUGGCGGUUAUUCUUUAUUCGAGUGGGACAUUAGGUAUGCCUAAAGGAGUUAUGCUUACUGAUAUGAAUCUUUUACAUUUGGCCGAACGAUUGGUUGAGUUCACUGAUACAUCCAUAUUACCCGACGAUAUGAGCCUUACAAUCUCUGGCAUAAUGCCAUUUUUCCAUGGUUAUGGAUUUUCUGCUCUAUUUCUAGUUUCUCUUCAUCUAGGCCUAAAAAUGGUUACAUUUGAUCGAUUUGAAGAAAGGAAAUUCUUAGCAGCAAUUGAGAAAUACAAGAUUAAUAUAUUAACAUUGGUGCCAACACUCAUAGUAUUUUUCGUAAAAAGUCCUUUGAUAGAGGAAUAUGAUUUAUCGAGCAUAUUGAAAGUAAUAUGUGGUGGAGCAAAACUUUCACUGGAAAUGGAAAAAGCCAUGAUUUCACGAUUUAAUCUUGAUCAUAUCAACCAUAGUUAUGGACUGACUGAGACAUCGUUUGCUGUUAUUAGCCAGAAUGCAAAGCGCAAUAAAAUUGGAAGCAUUGGGAUUUUGGAACCGGGAAUAUCAGCUAAAGUCAUUUCAAUUGAAGAUGGGAGUUCUAAGGAGGCUUUGGGACCAUAUUGUGAGGGGGAACUCUGCUUUAAAGGUGCAAAUAUUAUGAAGGGUUACUGUGAUGCUCCAGACUCCACCAAAUCUGUGAUAGAUAAAGAUGGCUGGUUACAUUCUGGAGACGUAGGGUAUUACGAUGAAGAUGGAUAUUUUUAUAUUGUUGACAGAAUCAAGGAACUUAUCAAAUACAAGGGUUAUCAAGUAGCUCCUGCUGAAUUGGAAGCGAUUUUAAUGACACAUCCAUCAGUAACAGAUACUGCAGUUGUCGGAUUACCAGAUGAGAAUGCAGGCGAAUUGCCACUCGCUUUUGUGGUAAAAAAGUCUGAUUCAAAAUUGACGACUGACGAAGUUGUUAAUUAUGUUAAUGAAAGAGUAUCACCAACAAAAAAACUUAGAGGUGGAGUGAGGUUUGUAAACAAAAUUCCCAAGAAUGCAACGGGUAAAAUACUUCGAAGAGAAUUGCGGAGUAGCCUUCAAUCCAAACUGUGAUUUACUGAAUGAUUGACCUUGAUAUUAUGGCCAUUUUGCAAGACAUCGGAGAAAUCGUGUCCCUGAGCCAUUAAUAUGUGCAUAUUGCUUA
This is a messenger RNA of Belonocnema kinseyi, 2035 nucleotides long. RefSeq names its product 4-coumarate--CoA ligase 1-like. Gene Ontology annotation, biological process: fatty-acyl-CoA biosynthetic process; long-chain fatty acid metabolic process. Lineage: Eukaryota; Metazoa; Arthropoda; Insecta; Hymenoptera; Cynipidae. The record is from RefSeq and is a predicted model, not a curated record. Gene Ontology annotation, molecular function: long-chain fatty acid-CoA ligase activity. The transcript is spliced from 5 exons. The coding region runs from base 310 to 1944 and encodes 544 amino acids.